AAACUGCAUGUUUCCGUUCAACUAGACAGUCGAUCUUUUUCGCUUGUUUAGUGCAGUAGUCAAGAUGGGUAAACCUCGAGGUGUUCGUACUGCACGCAAGCAUGUGAUUCAUAGACGUGACCAACGUUGGAACGAUAAGGACUACAAAAAAGCUCAUUUAGGAACAAGGUGGAAGGCUAAUCCUUUUGGAGGUGCCUCUCAUGCAAAAGGAAUUGUCUUGGAAAAAGUUGGGGUAGAAGCUAAACAGCCUAACAGUGCCAUUCGAAAAUGUGUAAGAGUACAGCUCAUCAAAAAUGGCAAAAAAAUUACUGCAUUCGUACCUAGAGACGGUUGUCUUAAUAAUAUCGAAGAAAACGACGAAGUUUUAGUUGCUGGAUUCGGACGUAAAGGACAUGCCGUUGGUGAUAUUCCCGGAGUACGUUUCAAAGUUGUAAAAGUUGCAAACGUUUCCUUGCUUGCUCUUUACAAAGAGAAAAAGGAACGUCCAAGAUCGUAAAUCCUAGAUUAUGUAUCAUUUUAAAACUAUAAAACAUUUACAAAAUUUUUAAUAUUAAAUAUUUUUAAUUCACAUAGAUACAAACAGCAAAUGAACCGAUUUCUUACUAGCAUCGUUAAUAUAUUAAUCGCUUUUUAAUAUUUUUCGUUUUGAAUUAUGUGGAAAUAAUAUUGCAUACAAAUAUUAACACAUAUAUUUAAUAUCAUCUGUUGAUAUCAUAAUGUCCUCUAUAAUAGAAUUAAACGAUUGUUUAUUGAGA
Polistes canadensis is the source of this 755-nucleotide messenger RNA. It is a transcript of the gene RpS23, whose product is annotated as 40S ribosomal protein S23. The transcript is spliced from 3 exons. NCBI's taxonomy places the organism in Eukaryota, Metazoa, Arthropoda, Insecta, Hymenoptera, Vespidae. Bases 65 to 496 code for a protein of 143 amino acids. Gene Ontology annotation, cellular component: ribosome; cytosolic small ribosomal subunit. Gene Ontology annotation, molecular function: structural constituent of ribosome. The record is from RefSeq and is a predicted model, not a curated record. Gene Ontology annotation, biological process: translation.